Drosophila albomicans is the source of this 3228-nucleotide messenger RNA. RefSeq lists its product as uncharacterized. Bases 352 to 1620 code for a protein of 422 amino acids. The record is from RefSeq and is a predicted model, not a curated record. The transcript has 3 exons. Lineage: Eukaryota; Metazoa; Arthropoda; Insecta; Diptera; Drosophilidae.
UGUAGUUUUUUCGAGCCUGCUGGCAAAACAACAAAACGCUUAAUCAAUAAAAACAUAAAAUUAGUGCGCGAGAAGCAUGCAGCAGGAGCAGCAACAACAAUAACAAUAAUUGGCAACAAGCAAUUUGCAAAUUAAUUGGCUCCACAAAAAAAAACCCCAAAAAUAAAAAACGGAAAAAUCUUCAAAAAUAUAAAGUGUCCUGCACAGUUUGCGAAAAAAAGCAACAAAAGAAAAACUGCAGUAAUAAUCGCAUAAACAUAUAGAAAGCUUAUAUAUAAAUACACACACAUAUAUACCUACAAAUAUAUCCAUAUAGUAUAGAAGGGAGUCGAGAGCGGAAAUCGGGUCAAAAUGUACAAAACGAUACGACAUGGCGAGAACAGUUUGCAAUACACGAUAUUGCCGCAGAACGAUGAUUUUCGCAUCGAAGGCAAGCAGAAUCGCCUGGCAGCGUCCUCGUCAUCCUCAGCUUCAUCCUCGGCAGCAGCGGGAGCAGGAGCAGCAUCCGCUUCAGCGUCAUCGUCGUCGUCAUCGCCGUCCGCCAAUUGCCACAAACGGAACGCUGGAGCGCCACGCAAACGUCGCACAUUCUUUGCCUAUUUGGGUUUGAUCUUUGUGUGCACCGUCAUCAUUGGCGCCGUGCUCAUACCGUUCCUUGUCUCGGCCGAGUGUUUGCCCAGUCCCACAGAAUGGUUCCUCAAAACGAAGGCAGCGUUCACGCACAGCGACAGGCAACAGCAGCAGCAGCAGCAGCAACAUGGCACAGCAACCACAGUUGCAGCUGUGGCCUCCCCAUUGGGUGCUGCAAUGCUUGGCCAGAAUGUGGGUAAAUCCGUGCAGAUUGUGAAUCGCAAUGGUGUCGAGCAGUUCAUUCUGAAAGUCAACAAGACCAUGCCGAGCAACGUCGGCAACAUCUCGGCAACAACACCACCAGCAGCCGAAGCUGCUGUGGCAACAACCUCUUCGAGCACAACAACCACUACAACAUCGACAACAACAACAACAACAACAAGCACCACAGCAGCAACAACAACAUUGGCAACGGAACAGGCUGCUGCAGCUGCAAUGGCUGCUGUGGCAAGCACACCAGCAACGAUAACAACAGUUGCCACCGCUGCCCCACCAUCGCUGCGUCACUUGCCCGCCACAAUUACCACGCGCAUCAUUCAAGUGCCGCUGCUCAAGUCGGCGGCCAAGAAGCCCAUAAUGCCGCCCGUGCUUGCCAAGACGCAGAGCAACUCCCAGCAACAGCAGCAGCAACAACAACAACAGCAGCAGCAGCAGUUGCAACAACAGCAACAACAACAGCCUACUAGCAACACGGAUGUGGCACAGAAUAAGAGCAAUAAUGCUUGGAUGAACACGCAUUGGGCAUAUAUUGAUCCAUCCACCUAUGUCCAGUGGUCGGGCUACAAGGCUGAGGAUAGCGUGCUGUUGCCCGCCCUGCUUGGAUUUGCACUUAUUGGCAUGAUUCUAAUUAUAACGGUCUGCCUCGUGGCACGCAACAAGCGCACCAUCGUCUCCUCGGUGCGCAAGCGAAAUCGUAACGAUAUCGAGGAGCAGGGUGCCGAGGAUAAUGCCACACUCCUCACAACAACAAAUCUGUCCGACGAUGAUUAAAUAGAUUAGAUAUAUACAUAUAUACUACUGCUAGUAAUUUGCAAUCUGUGCGUGUGCCCCAUAUAAUAUUUCAUUUACCAUUUCCACGCUUUUUGAUGUUGCUUUUCUCUUAUUUUUAUUUUAUUUACUAUAUGUAUUUACAUAUUUUUAUGAUAUAUACAAGACAUAUACAGGCAUCUAUAGAUAUUAUAUUAUAUAUAUACAUAUAUACAAAAGCUUCAUCAUAUUUAUGUGCAUGUGAGUUGAAUUAUCUCCAGCAAAUACGCAAAUAUAAGUCCCAAGAUUUGUUCCGGAAUAACAUUUUUUUUUGUCCGUCGAAAAUUAGUAUUACAAGUAAAUGUUUUGUGUAUUUGUUGGUGAUAAAAUUGCACUCUGAAGCAUAUUGUAUUAAAUAUCCGAAACUUUUUCGAAAAUGUUGUCCAAGCUAAGCUACGCGUAAACUAAAAAAGAUACAAAAAAAAAAAAAAAACUCAAAAAAUAAGACAUUUAACGACAGUCAAGCAAUUUUCACACAGUUAUGUUUCCAGCGUGAACAAAAAAAAAAAAAAAAAAAAAAAACAAAAAAAAAACAAAGCAAGCCUAGAAAAGACUGUUUUUCUUACUUUUGUUAAUCAGUGUACAUUUCUUUUUCGUCCUCUUUUUUUUUUUCCUUGUGUGCGUGCGUGUGUGCCCGAAUAUACAUAUGUAUGUGUGCAUAUUUCCCCCCAAAGCGAAAGAGAAAAACAAAAAAACUACAUAUAAAACAAAUUAUAUAUACAUAUAGUUUUUAGCACAAAUAUUAACAGAAUUUUAAGCUUAAAAUGCAUUUAAGAUGACAGAAGUUGGAAGGAUUUGAAACGUUUAUGAGCUUCUCCCAAAAGAGUCUUUCAAUGUUGUCCGUGAAUUCUUGAAUUCCCAUUCCGCAUAAACGUUUCAAAACUUGGAUCGAGUGUGGAUCUGUGUUUGGUGUAUAAUAUCCUGCUUGCACAGCUUUUUGCCAAGUACACACAACAACAACAAAAAAAAAACCCCCAAAAAAUGAAAGUAUUAAGAAAAACCACGUAUUAUUGUAAACAUUAAGUCCAGUUGAGCACAAAUACAUAUAUAUAUAUAUAUAUACUAUAUAUGUAUGCGAUGUAUAUGCAGAAAAUGGUUUUGGAAUCGUAAGUAUUAGGAUAUAUAAUGUUCCCACAGUAAAUCGGAUGGGAAAUCAGAGCGGACGGUGGAAUGGAAGGAAGGAUAUGAUAAAGAUGAAGAUGAUAAAAAGAAAUACUAUAUACACUAUAUAUAUUUAUGAAUAUGUAUGUAACUGUAUAACUAUAUGUCGAUGUCGAUCUAUAUACGAGUAAACUGUGUAAAACUGUGAGUCAUUGAGAGUUGUAAUUGUAGUUUGAGAUGAUCUGUAUUUUUGUAAGCGUAAUAUAUUUAACAAAAAUCAUGAUAGCAAAGCGAUAUUCGGUGCCCCGACUAUACAAUAUACCCCAGCAAAGUGAUCUGAUCCAAUGACAGUUCAAGAAUAUGUAAGUAGUAAUACAAUUAUAUAAGACGAAAAUUGAAUUAACUGGCAAUUAUGAAACUGGUCGAAUGACAUAUCGAAUAUGACUUUCGACCUCUAUAUUAUACAUAUGU